Molecule: messenger RNA, 2327 nt
Organism: Eriocheir sinensis (Chinese mitten crab)
Lineage: Eukaryota; Metazoa; Arthropoda; Malacostraca; Decapoda; Varunidae
Exons: 5
Coding region: 293-2320 (675 amino acids)
Biological process (GO): monoatomic ion transmembrane transport; signal transduction; nervous system process
Cellular component (GO): synapse; membrane; neuron projection
Molecular function (GO): neurotransmitter receptor activity; extracellular ligand-gated monoatomic ion channel activity; transmembrane signaling receptor activity
Source: RefSeq, a predicted model, not a curated record
UCUUGCUGCAGGUCACCGCGAGGACGUGUUCUUCCUGUGGUCGUUUGGCGGCGUGGCGGAGGGGCGGCUGCCGGGCGUGGUGGUCCCCGAGGUGUGGUACCACGCCUGCCACGUCUUUGAAAAGCGAGGCUACGUCGUCUAUUGGCAGGGCGAGGAGGUGUACACCGGGUCGCCGCAGGCCAGCUGGCCACUCCUCCUGAACGGGACGGUGGUGCUGGGCCAGGAGCAGGACCAGGUGGGCGGCGGUUUCGAUGCCACACAGGUGCUGCGUGGGGACGUCACGCAGGUGUACAUGUGGGGCCGCCUGCUGGAAGCCACCGCCGUACGUCGCCUGGCGUCGUGCGGGGAGCCACCUGCCCAGGACGUGCUCUUUUCCACCGACACCUCGCAGCUAGAGACUGUUGGCGCCCAAGAAAGCUGGCUGCCCGCCGCCAGCCUCUGCAGAGUGCAGCCGUUCUACGUCAUCCUACCAGAGGAGCGGAGUCUGGAAGCGUCGCGAACCCUGUGUGGAGUGCUGGGCGGCAGCCUAACAUUGCCCACCUCCAACGACGAGAACACACGCCUCACGCAGCAGUUGCGUCCUUUCAGUGAUGUGUGCGUGCCAACGGCACCUUGGAAACUGUGGCUGGGAGGAAAAGCGACGACGCCCGGCCGCUGGACGGGUCUGUCCACCGGGGAGCCACUCCGCUACCAGAACUUCCGCUUGACCUCCAACACCAACAACUCGGUGUACAGCUGCAUUGAACUGCGCCUCGACGGCUUCUGGGAGCCGGACUACUGCAAGGGGAAGCGCUGCACCGCCUGCAGCUUUGUGCGCUCCAGCUUCCUGCGCCUCCGUGGACUGUGUUUCGACAAGGAGCUGGAGGCCAGGUUCCGGGUGGAGGCAUCGCCGAGGGGGCGGCCGGUGCUGUGGAGCCACCUUGGGCUGCGACUGGCCUGGCACGCCGGCCCGGGCAGGUGGCAGCUAGAGGAUCCCAGCACAAACACCACGCUGCUGUGGGGCCUCGGGGUGGGCAGUGACUACCCCCUGGGGCGGCGAUCUUGGCGGCUGGCUACGGAAAUAUGUGGUUACCCAGAAGGACACACGCUGAACAUCAGCCUCUCCCACUGCGGCGCCCAAGAGUUCGUUUGCUCCACCGGUGAGUGCCUAGCGCCAAACCUGCGCUGCGACUUCCACCACGACUGUCCUGACCGUAGCGACGAGGCAGGCUGUGGCAUGGUGGAGGCGAGCAGUGACACGCUACUUCGUCAGGUGCCGCCGCCAGGGUCCGUCGAGGGGGCCGCCCUGCAGCUAGAAUCCGCCAUGACUCUUACGAGGGUGGCCGCCGUCGAUGACCUCAACAUGGCCAUCACUCUCGAGUUCCAGCUGACGCUCACCUGGACUGACCCCCGGAUCACCUUCCGGCACCUGGGGGCGGCCGGCGGGGAUGGCGCCAUGCUGAGCGAGGAGGACGCCGCGCGGCUGUGGCAGCCGCUGUUGCUUGUUGCACAGCUGGACGGCGACAGCCUCGAGCUGCUGGGCCACCGCUUCCAGGCCAGUACUGUGGCGCCCCCGUCACAGCCCAUCUUCAAUGACGUCAACACCGACGGGGUGUAUGAGGGCACCGGUGUGCGGCUGUCCCUGACGCAGAGGUUCCUGGCGCGGGUGGCCUGCUACCUGGAGCUGUACUCGUACCCUUUCGACCAGCAGCGGUGCGCCGUGGAGGUGCAGCUCUCGCCCGAGUCUGGCGGCGGAGCGUCGGUGAUAUUCGGGGCUGCAGCGGCGGAGGUGCAGUACACUGGGCCGGAAACGCUGGCCAUGUACACGGUGAAACACGUGGGCCGCGCCGAGGCCGGCCAGGGCACCUUCAGGGUGGAGUUCGAGCUGCACCGGCGGCAGGGCGUCAUCAUGCUCUCCACCUUCCUGCCGUCGGGGCUGCUGCUGCUGGUGAGCUGGGCCACGCUCUUCGUGGGCCUCAAGGAGGUGAACGUGCGCUGCAUCAUGUCCCUCACGACGCUCCUCGUCCUCUACACACUCUUCUCCAACAUGUCCCGCUCGCUGCCCGCCACGGCCUCCAUCAAGCUCAUCGACGUGUGGUUCUUCUUCAUCAUCUUCCUGCUCUUCACCAACAUCGUGGUGCACAUCUAUGUCCGCCCAGCAAAGCCUGCCGCCGCCGCCGCCGCCGCCACAGAAGUGAAGCUCUUCAUGCCCGCAGAGCCCCAGCCCAAUCCGCCGGAGCCCGCGGCGCCGCGACUGCUGCGCUGGUACAGGCUGCUCGUGCUGCCGCUGCUCGUGGCGCUCUUCAACAUCAUGUUUUGGCUGGUGGUGCUCAUGCAGUGACCGCCCU